AUUGUUUUUGCGUAGUCCUAAGAAAAUGUCUUCUGCAAUUAUGCAUUUUCUUUUCCUGUUACUGCUUCUUCUUUUCAUCCUCUUUCUUCUCGCCCUUCUGAGGAGGAAGAAGAAAUCAAUCGUUAGAUGCGAACUCCCACCAAGUCCUCCAAAGCUUCCUAUAAUCGGCAAUCUGCACCAACUAGGGAAGUUGCCUCACCAAAACCUCUGGGAACUCUCCCAAGAAUAUGGCCCUGCUAUGCUGCUACAGCUAGGUAGUGUCCCCGCCUUGGUCGUCUCAUCUGCUGAUUUUGCAAAACAAGUCCUGAAAGAUCAUGACAUUAGCUUCUGCAGCCGACCAAGAUCACCCGGGCCAAAACGGAUUUUCUAUGGUUUCUUGGAUGUGGCUUUCACUCCAUACGGCGACCACUGGCGCAAAACGCGCAAAAUAUUCGUUCACCAUCUUUUGGGUCCGAGGAGGGCUGAGUCCUUCUCGAGUGCGAGGGCAGUAGAAAUCCGUCACUUAAUCAAUUAUCUUUCUGCAGCCUCACCGAAUCCAGUGAAUCUUGAUGACAAGAUUUUUGAUUUGGCUGAUGGAGUUCUUGGUGCUGUUGCAUUUGGUAAGAGCUAUAGAGGGAAACAAUUCGAGGGACAAGUGCUGAGAGAAGUUAUAGUCGAAGCUAUGCAUAUGAUAGACAGCUUCUCAGCAGAGGACUUCUUUCCAAAUUUCUUCGGUUGGACAAUAGACCUUUUAACUGGGCACAAAGCAAGGCUGGAUAAGUGCUUUCACAAACUUGAUGGCUACUUAGAAAUGGUGCUCAAUGAGCAUCUCGAUCGAGAAAAUACACGUAAAGGUGAUGAUGAUGACGACCUAGUUGAUGUCUUGCUUGGUUUGUCAAAUGAAGAAACUGGCCUUCCCCUAAGCAAGGAGCACAUCAAGGCUAUUUUCAUGAACGCAUUUCUAGGUGGAGUUGACACAAGUGCAAUAGUCAUAAUCUGGGCAAUGUCUGAGCUCAUUAGGAACCCUCAAACAAUGCAAAAAGCUCAAGCAGAAAUCAGAACAAAACUCGGAGCAAAGCCAACACUUGAGCCUGAUGAUCUUGGUAAGCUCACAUUCUUGAAAAUGAUAGUUAAAGAAACCCUACGGCUGCACCCGCCGGUACCCCUCUUACUCCCCCGUGAAACCCGGCGUACGUGUCAGAUACGUGCUGAAAACAACAACAUUUACAAUAUUUCCCCUCGGACGAGGGUUUUGGUCAAUGCUUGGGCAAUAGGGAGAGACCCCAACAAAUGGAAUAACCCUAGUGAGUUUUCGCCCGAACGGUUCAAGGGGAACGAGGUUGAUUUUCGGGGGCAACAUUUCGAGUUUGUGCCGUUUGGAGGAGGGAGGAGAAUAUGCCCUGGCAUAAGCAACUCCAUUGCAACAAUUGAGUUAACAUUGGCCAACCUUUUGUACUGGUUUGAUUGGGAAGUGGCAGAGGGUAUGAAAGUGGAGGAGAUUGGUAGCUUGGAAGAAGAGGGAGGAGUCACUACGCAUAAAAGAACAAAACUCACUCUUGUGCCUAUCAACUAUGCUUGGCCGUGAAAUGUCUUUUAUGGGCUUGGACUGUUGCAUUUUUGUAAUAAAUUUCUGGUGUGGAUUUAUUAUUUUCAUCUGAAAUUUGAAUUUAGUUUGAAAUAAUUUUUUAUU
Sesamum indicum (sesame) is the source of this 1669-nucleotide messenger RNA. RefSeq names its product 4-hydroxyphenylacetaldehyde oxime monooxygenase. Lineage: Eukaryota; Viridiplantae; Streptophyta; Magnoliopsida; Lamiales; Pedaliaceae. The record is from RefSeq and is a predicted model, not a curated record. Gene Ontology annotation, molecular function: heme binding; iron ion binding; oxidoreductase activity, acting on paired donors, with incorporation or reduction of molecular oxygen.